AUGUCCGCUCACUGUCAUACGCCCUGUAGUAUCGAGUUCCAUCUCAGUAAUGCAAGGUCAGUUCUUGAUCAUACAAGCUCGAUUUUCGAGACUGAGGCCGUCCCUGUAAUAAUCCUGAUGCAGUGCGGACAGCAGAUAUUUGGUAAUUUUUACGUAAUCAUUCUGUUCGUUCAGGUUAUCGUUCGACGAGGCGAGUUCUUCGAAGCCGAGGAGAAAUACGAUAAAAAUGAUGAAGAUGUUAUCCACUUUGAUUUGAUCUCUGAUAUCCGACGAGGCGUAGACGAUAAGGGGGAGUUUUACUCGUUGACGAUUCAUCGUUACUUUUGCGGCAAAAUCCCUGACACACCACCAGAGUGGUACCUGAAGAAGAAUUGGCCAUAUUGGCCAGAAUAG
Molecule: messenger RNA, 393 nt
Organism: Cooperia oncophora
Lineage: Eukaryota; Metazoa; Nematoda; Chromadorea; Rhabditida; Trichostrongylidae
Source: the annotation of a GenBank genome assembly